Scedosporium apiospermum is the source of this 1770-nucleotide messenger RNA. RefSeq lists its product as uncharacterized. The record is from RefSeq and is a predicted model, not a curated record. Gene Ontology annotation, molecular function: nucleotide binding. The transcript has 2 exons. Bases 1 to 1770 code for a protein of 589 amino acids. NCBI's taxonomy places the organism in Eukaryota, Fungi, Ascomycota, Sordariomycetes, Microascales, Microascaceae.
AUGCAUUCCACCAUCGUCGAACAACCUGAAAGAGAGCUAGCGCGCUUUCUGCUAGUCGGCGUCGGCCCUCACGCGAAGCGCAUCUACAUUCCACACCUCAAGACACUAGAAGCGGAGGGCCGAGCAAAGCUCGUCUGCGCCGUCGACAUCGAGCAAAAUACGGAACAAAUCACGGAGCUCCGCAACAAGGUCUUCCCCGGGACAGAACUCUUCUUCGUCCCUUUCUUCUCCGGGCCCAUGCCAAGCAACGUCUCGGUCAUGUUGAAGAACCUGGCGGUGCGUCUCAGGAUCGACUGUGUGGUCAUCUCGACGGAACCUCUGGCCCACAAGGCCUACGGUUUGUGGGCCAUUAGCCAGGGUCUGCACGUUAUCAUGGACAAGCCUAUUUCCACCAGAAAGGAGACCGUAUACAACUUGGAUCAGGCGUUGGGGAUUGCGGACGACUACGAAGACUUGUUGAACGCAUAUAACGAGCUCCAGAAGCGCAAGCGCACGUUUUUCCUCAUCACCAGCCAUCGCAGGUAUCAUCCUGGCAUGUACCGCACCUUCGACAUGAUCCAGGAAAUCACCGAGAAGUCCGGCGCACCGGUCACAAACAUCAUCUCCACCCACUGCGACGGUAUGUGGCGGCUGCCGACGGAAAUCAUUGACCAGAAGUACCACACGUUCAACAACGGCUACGGUAAAGUAUCGCACAGCGGCUACCAUUUCCUCGACAUGGCGUACCGAUAUGUAAAGGCUGGUUGGACGGCAGACAAGAAACCCGACAGGAUCGAGGUCGUGACCAGCUUUAUGACACCGGCUGGGUUUCUGAAGACGUUCAACCACAACGAUUACAUGAACGCAUUUGGACGCAAGGAAUACGGCGAUUCAUGCAAGUACGCGGAUUGCUACAUCGAAAAGCUCUCACCCACGCUUGGGGAGAUCGACGCCGCUCUUCAGAUCUCCUUCAUCCAAGACAAUGAGCCGAUAUGCCUCGCGCAGGUUAAUCUCCAGCACAACGGCUUUACUCGUCGUAGCUGGGUCACCCCGGGGCAAGAUCUCUACAAAGGCAUCGGUCGGGUCAAGCACGAAUUCCACGAAAUAAAAUCCGGCCCUAUGCAGACAAUCGUCAUCGACUCGCGGCAAGCCAACGACAAGCACGAUCGAUCCAAGCCCAGCACCGCCAAGAUUGGUACCGACAAUCACUUCGAGGUCCACGUCUUCCGCAACUGUGACCUCCUUGAUGAGCCAGAGCCGCUGGUCAGCUACUCUGUCGCCGACCUCGACCGCCAUUACAAUUCCAAGCUUCCCGGGAUCUACUCGGAGAACGUCAAGCGAGGAAUCCUAUGGGAGGCCUUGGACUUCAUUGAGGGUAAGAAGCCUUUCGAGGACUUGUUGUCCAACUUGGAGGACCACAGUGUUCCAGCAAACGUCAUGAGUGCUGUCUACGUAUCGCAUAUUCGACGCACCCAGGGACUUAAUCCGGUGGUUAACAUAGACCUGACGUAUGAUGGCGUUGUGGGGCCCAAUCGUGGCUCCGCAAGAGCAAGCAUCCCGCGCGAUGGGCCUGCCCUUACCCACACGUCGACUACCCCGAAUGGCGGUAACAUUUCGGAGACAGCGUUUGGAAAUGGAGACAAAACAAAGAGCGCAAACGGAGUCUCGAACAGCAAAACCGGCCUCGAUCAACGUGCCGACAGCGACAAAACCGCAGCCGCGCUCCUCGAAAAGCUCAAUGGGACUAGCCCGCUUCCGCCCCGGCAGAUCUCGGCAGAGGUUAAAGGUUGA